This is a messenger RNA of Closterium sp. NIES-67, 2022 nucleotides long. The record is from the annotation of a GenBank genome assembly. Lineage: Eukaryota; Viridiplantae; Streptophyta; Zygnematophyceae; Desmidiales; Closteriaceae.
UACAGUUUCGCCAUUGCCCUCCGCGCUACUCGGCAGUUCCAUUCAUAACAUUUGUUCUUCGCCCAUGUUCUCCAUGAUCGUGGUGAGCUCUCUUUGCCCCCCUGAAUAUGGAAUCUGCCCAUUUCGGGGCCUCCCUACCUAUCAGUCACCGGCAAGAUUCAACCCUGAACAGCCUUCCUGCAUCUUCUCGAGUCGAGAGCCUUAGUCAGCAAUAACAGCAGGACGCCAGGUCAUAGGUCGUGACUGGCUCCUGACGAGGUGGUUCCGUUGCAUGCGUUUAGCAGCAGGAGUAACCCAUGGCAGCAAGCUCGUGCUUUCAUCAAGCCGGUUUCGUUCCAUCUCCUGUAGCGUCCGCUCGGCUCGAUUUCACCCACAUGCGUGUCAGAUGUCGUGGCGAGCUCAUACUCAGCACGCUGCCCUCUGCUCCCACUCGUAUCUUUCCACCGAGCACGACACCGAGUCACGCGUUUGUCGUCCCUCUCGCAGAGAAAGGCAUCUUCCGGAGCAGACCAAUCCCCCCUUGUUCGCAAUCUGUCCAUGAAUACGUCCUUUCCGAUCUGUGUCCCCUGCUUCAUCGCCUCACGUGCAGCACUACCCCACCACAAGCCUUUCAGCUGAGAUGUCGGCCAGUCACUCUUACCACAAGCCUAAGCUGACCUCGUGAUAGCACCGCUAGAUUCGAACGAUUCGAAGGCUGUCGUGGGUUUUUUUCCCUCGUGCACUCGUCGGCGUCUGCUGCAUCUGAUCUGCGAAGCAUGGCCGUCCGAUCCCCUAUUUCCGCGCAAUCCCUUGAAUCUUGUCACGACUGUCUUCCGCAGUCGUCGAGCACCUUUGAGUCGUUGGGAGCGGAGCUGAUUUACAAGAUUCUCAUUCUUACUCACGACACGAGGUCGUAUGUUGGGAGAUUAGCGUGCGUUUCGCCAACUCUCGCUUGUAUCGCGCGAGAAUCACUCUGGCAGUUUUACUGCCGGGAUCAGAUUGCUGCUGAUUUCGCGGAACCCGAGCCUAAGACGAAAAAGUGUUCUGGUGUUUGUGCUGAUGCACGUGCGGAUGAAGCUCCAGCGGCUAAGGGGCGCGAACACAUUGACAGCAUGCUGGACAGAAUGAGGCUGCAGGAUUAUGCUUCCCUUGCGAAAGAUGUCGGCACGUCUGGAGCCAGGAAACAAGAUAUGGCGUGGGAAACUGCUUUAGCGGCAAUUUUGAUCAGAACCAGGGAAGAUGACUUGGUCGAUUGUGUUCAAGCAGCGAUGGCUUCAAUCACUAGGACACGUAAGCCUGCAUCACAGGGGGCCCCUUCUAUUGCUGCUCUACCAACAGAUUUGACGGCUUCUCCCAAUGCUGCUAGCUCCACUGCUCGUGGUGUUACAUCUGUUGCGACCCCAGUCCCUGCAGCAAGGGAUGAGAUUGCAGCAGCAGCAGCGGCAAUAGCAACAGCAAGAGCAGCUGCAGUAUCAGCAGUUUCAGCAUCAACUGCAGCUGUGUCGAUAGUAACAGCAGCAAGUAAGGCAGCAGCGGCAGUACAAAAGGCAGCAGCAGCUGCAGUAGCAGCAGCACACGAGGCACUAGCAGCCGCAGAAGCAGCAUCAGCAGUAGCAACAGCAGUAGCUACUGCAACUCAUGGGCACGCUACUCCCCGUGCCCAUGGAGCCGUGCAGGACAUUGCUGGAGCCCAAUUGUGAACCAGGGCUUGCGGGAAGUGCAGUUGGUUCUGUGCUGGCUUCUAACGAAAGCCAUGUUGUACUGAGCGUGCGGGAAGUGCAGAAGGGGUAGACAGUCCCUGGAUUUGUUCUUGGCAUCAACACGAGUUGUAUCUUGUCCCAGGUGUAUGUGUCGUGGCACUGGGAUAACCCUGUCGAUCCUCACUCUCUCUCUAGGGAGGGUAUUGGGGAGGCUUUCCCCGGGGAAGGUGGAUAUAUGGAGCCUAACCCUCCUUGUCCCAGUGGUUACCUAGGACUGGUGACUUUAUGAUAGUAUGUAUGUACGCGCUGUUGUGAUAUAAUUCCUACUUAGCAGUUCUGUAAG